Messenger RNA from Penaeus vannamei (Pacific white shrimp), 1212 nucleotides. The record is from RefSeq and is a predicted model, not a curated record. Lineage: Eukaryota; Metazoa; Arthropoda; Malacostraca; Decapoda; Penaeidae.
AUGAAGACGUCAUAUCUUUUUGCAUGUACAGGUUCACGUCUUUCCUCGAGUGGCUGCGUGUCUCCUGCUCUUGGUGGCCGCGCAGUGCUUCCAAAUCACCUCUACCCCUACUUCUACCUCUGCUUCUACCUCUACCUUUGCUUCUACUUCUACCGCUGCUUCUACCUCUACCUCUUCCUCCACCACGACCACCGACCCUCCCACCCUCCUCCACCGGGACCCUUCCAAAACAUCCACCUACGACCACCGACCCUUCCACCAACCUCCACCAACGACCAACCGACCCUUCCACCACCAACCACGACCCUUCCAUCGGCGACCCUUCCACCACCCCUCCAGACCACGACCACCGACCCUUCCACCACCUCCACCACGACCACCGACCCUUCCACCACCUCCACCACGAUCACUGACCCUUCCAAAACAUCCACCACGACCACCGACCCUUCCACCACCCCACCGACCCUUCCCCACCUCUACCCACCCGACGACCACCACCCCUUCCGAAACAUCGCACCAACUGAUCGGAAACCACCGGGACCCUUCUACCGACUCCACCAUACCACCGACCCUUCCGAAACAUCCACCAACGGACGCACCGACCCUCCACCACCUCCCCACGAAACCACUGGGACGACCACCGACCCUUCCACCACGACCACCGACCCUUCCACUACCUCCACCACGACCACCGACCCUUCCACCGCCUCCACCACGACCACUGACCUAUCCAGCACCUCCACCACGACCACUGACCCUCCUACCACUUCUACCAUGUCCAGUGACCCUUCUACCACAUCUGCAACCACCUCUCCUUCUUCUACCACAUCUGCAACCACCUCUUCUCUUUCUACCACAUCUGCAACCACCUCUCCUCCCUCUACCACAUCUGCAACCACCUCUUCUCUUUCUACCACACCUCCAACUGCUGACCCUCCUACCAUACCUACCACAAUAUCUGCCCCUUCUGCCUCGACCAUGGAUGAAUCCCCCAUUAUAGCUACUAUGGGCUCUACCACAGCCACAUCCACAUCAGCCCAUGGUUCUGGUCGUACCGCAAUCCAUCUGUAUCUUAAACUGGGGCACUUGAUUCCAGGUGGUACUGCAAUUGGUAUCAGUAAGGUGGGUGAAUGUAAUAAUUCGUUCAGAGUGGACAACUAUUGGCUAUUAUGGAAGGUAUCUGAGGAUGUGAAUGUGUCCAUCAGUUCAUAA